Vitis riparia (riverbank grape) is the source of this 1092-nucleotide messenger RNA. RefSeq names its product ylmG homolog protein 2, chloroplastic. Gene Ontology annotation, cellular component: membrane. Gene Ontology annotation, biological process: chloroplast fission. The coding region runs from base 7 to 891 and encodes 294 amino acids. The record is from RefSeq and is a predicted model, not a curated record. The transcript has 3 exons. NCBI's taxonomy places the organism in Eukaryota, Viridiplantae, Streptophyta, Magnoliopsida, Vitales, Vitaceae.
UUAGCCAUGCGGACUGUUUACGUGGCACUUACGUGGAAGGAAAGCGUACGGCCCAAAAUCUAUUCCCAAUCCACACGUUAUCUUCUCUUCUUCUCCUCUCCGCAAGACACACCCACCAAAGUCCGAACCCAGAUGGCUUCUCCGUCGACCGAAUCCUCCACCGAGCGGGCGAGGUGCGCGGCCCCCAACUGGGCCGCUAACUGCCCACUUCUCUCUUCGGCAUUUCUUCAAACAUCUUUUCCUCCAUUUCUCAGACCGACCAAGCUCACACUCCCAGAAACAAGUGGUGUUCCAGAUUUCAUUCGCCAGUUCCACAGCUCCGUCGCUUCCGCCACUCAGAGAUGCGUCGCGUUGCUUCAAAUGUUCGCUUCUCAGAACCCAUUUCUCAACAGACUCUCCUCCUUAUCUGCCCACUUCGGCCAGAUUCAUUGCAGAAAGCAGAGGAAUUUGAACCCUUUGUCCAAUCAAAACUUUGCUGCCAUCUUACCGGGUGAUUCAGUGGCAGGGAUUGUGGUGGCUAAUGGCAUCCUCAAUUUCUUGAACAUCUAUAACACCUUGUUGAUCGUCAGGCUUGUUUUGACCUGGUUCCCAAACUCUCCUCCUGCCAUCGUUAGUCCCCUCAGCACUUUAUGCGACCCCUACUUGAACAUAUUCCGAGGGAUUAUCCCACCACUUGGAGGGACUUUGGACCUCUCUCCCAUACUGGCAUUCCUUGUUCUAAAUGCCUUCACUAGCACUGCUGCCGCGCUUCCUGCUGAACUUCCAAUGGCUGGAGUACCUCAACAAAUCCCUUCAUCUCAUACAAGGUUGUUUGAUCUUACAACAACACAGAAGAAAUGGAUGAGAAGGCUCUGUGGGAAUAGAUCAAAGAGCUCCGGCAGUGUCAAUUAGGUCUAUUUAGUUGAUUUCCACUGCUUGCUUUUUCAAAUUUCACACCCUCUUAACUGUGGUACUUAUGAGGUAUACUCUUUUCUCUCAUUCUGAGCUAUGGAUAGUAAUCCUCCUCCGGCAGUUUCUUUUACUUAAACUUGCUGAAUUGUAAAGAUUCUUUUGUUAUAUAUUGAUGGUAGUAAUAUACAUAUAUUUCAUAUA